Messenger RNA from Pteropus alecto (black flying fox), 3503 nucleotides. RefSeq names its product family with sequence similarity 222 member A (gene FAM222A). The coding region runs from base 880 to 2238 and encodes 452 amino acids. The record is from RefSeq and is a predicted model, not a curated record. Lineage: Eukaryota; Metazoa; Chordata; Mammalia; Chiroptera; Pteropodidae. The transcript is spliced from 3 exons.
CCGGCUCGCGCCGUCCCUACUACACCUCGCGAGCUUGCACGCCCGGUCACUGUCCUCCCGGCCGUCCUCGCGUCCUCCAGGCUCCACCUGGACCAGUGAUUUCUCGGCGCCGAGGCCCCCGGGGCUGCAUCUGAGCCUCUGCAGCCCGCUGCCGCCGCCUUGGCUGCCACUGCUCUCCUGCUUCCCCUCCCCCAACUCCCGGGGCUCGGAGCAGGAGGAGGAGGGGCCGGUGCAUUCUUGCCGCGGCUCUUUGCAACCUGCGGGGGCCGGUGCAUACCCUGCGAGGCUUCCGGGCCGCUGCAGGUGCGUGCAACCCCAAACGAGACGACCCCCCAACACCCCCGGGCAAACCCGGGGGCUGCAAGCUGCCAGCGGGCGGUCGAACGAGAGGAAGCAACAAAGACAGGCUGCAGCCGGCGAGAGGGGCCGCGGCCGCCAAGAUCCCAGUGUGGGCGAAGAGGGCGCCCCGGGGAGCAGCGCACGGCCGAGCUGCAGCCUUGAGCGGGACCCCGAGGGGAGACGCAGCGCCGCCCGCCGGACGCGGUGAGCACAGGCCUGGGCGAGGAUGCGCCGCCUGAGCGCCCGCGCGGCCCGGGUCCCGGGCGGGCGCGACCCCCGUUGAGCCGAGAGACCCUUCACUCCCGACUUCGGACGGCGCGGGCCGGCGCCUGGGUCGCCCUAACCGACAGCGUCCCUUCCUACCCGGAGAGAGGUAUCGGCCCCCAAGAGGGGCUUCCUCAGGCAGUCCCUGCCACCUCUGCAUGGCUGCAACCCUGCGAGCGGAGAGUCGUCGCUGCUGAGACCUGGUGCCCUCCGACGGCCUGGCUGAUCUGGGACCCUGCCACAGAGCGUGCCACACCGCAGGCCCCCAGCUCAGCCAUGCUGGCCUGUCUGCAGAGGACCCAGAACCCACCGGGCCAACACCUGGCCUGCCCGAGCAAGAGCCUGGAGCUGCGCAAGUGCGAGACGGUGGCCAGCUCCAUGCAUUCCUCCCGCUACCCAAGCCCAGCCGAGCUGGAUGCCUAUGCUGAGAAGGUAGCCAACAGCCCACUCUCCAUCAAGAUCUUCCCCACCACCAUUCGCGUGCCCCAGCACAAGCACCUCAGCCGCACUGUCAAUGGCUAUGAUACCAGCGGCCAGCGCUACAGCCCCUACCCGCAGCAUGCUGCUGGCUACCAGGGCCUGUUGGCCAUCGUCAAGGCCGCCGUCUCCUCCUCCAGUGUGGUCGCACCCGCUGGGCCCGCCAAAAGCGUGCUUAAGAGCGCCGAAGGCAAGCGGACCAAGCUGUCGCCAGCUGCCGUGCAGGUGGGCAUUGCGCCCUACCCAGCACCCAGCACCCUGGGGCCCUUGGCCUACCCCAAGCCACCUGAGGCGCCUGCCCCACCGCCUGGCCUCCCCACGGCCGCUGCCACCGCCUCCUCUGUCAUCCCCCUGCCUGGCCGCGGCCUGGCCCUGCCGCCUUCCAACCUGCCCUCCAUCCACAGCAUCCUCUACCAGCUCAACCAGCAGUGCCAGGCCCCAGGCGCCGCACCUACUGCCUGCCAAGGCGUGGCUGUGUCCCACCCCAGCCCGGCCAAGCAUGGCCCAGUGCCCAGCUUCCCCAGCAUGGCCUACUCGGCCGCUGCGGGCCUGCCCGAUUGCCGAAAAGGCGCCGAGCUGGGCCAGGGAAGCACAGCGGCCUUGACAUUGUCUGGGGCCACCAAGCCUGCAGGGUAUGUGGACAGCGGCCUGGAUUACCUGCUGUGGCCACAGAAGCCACCCCCACCACCACCCCAGCCACUGAGAGCCUACAGCGGCGGCACAGUAGCCAGCAAGUCCCCCGAGGCUUGCGGGGGGCGGGCAUAUGAGCGGGCCAGUGGGUCGCCCCUCAACUGUGGCGUGGGGCUGCCCACCAGCUUCCCCGCGGGUCAGUACUUCACCGCCCCCUGGAACAGCGUGUUGGUGACCCCCACCAGUGAUUGCUACAACCCAGCAGCAGUGGCAGUCACCGAGCUGGGGCCCGGGGUAGCCAGGGAGCUGGCAGGGCCCCCCGCGGAGGCCCUCUCAGGCCUGCCCAGCAAGAGCAUGUGCAACACGGCUGUGCUCAGCAGCAGCCUGCAGUCGCUGGAGUAUCUCAUCAAUGAUAUCCGGCCGCCCUGCAUCAAAGAGCAGAUGCUGGGCAAGGGCUAUGAGACAGUGGCAGUGCCCCGGCUGCUUGACCACCAGCACGCCCACAUCCGCCUGCCUGUCUACAGAUAAGGCCCACCUGGUGGACACAGAGACAGAUGGACAGGGCACCGAUGGGGGAAGGCAGGCCACAGAGCAGAGUGGGCAGCGUGCAGGGCCACCUAGCCCCACCCUGUGCCCAUUGAUACCCACAGGGAAGCCAGGCUGGCUGCUGCCAUGCCUGUUGGAAUUUGGCAGGGUGACCGUGCUCACAAAGGCCCCUCCCCCAUCAACUGCCCCAGGACAUGGGGAGGGCUCCAGGGCAGCUGCUGAUGUCCUUGCCUUCCUCCAUCCACACUGGCAGAGGCAGGGAGAGAGAAACCACUAAAAAUAGGAGUGGUUCCUUCUGGCCCUCCCAGGAGAGGAGCUCAGGCUGGGUUGGGAUGCAGGAGGAACUGUGAUGGUCUGGAGUCAGAGUGGGAUCAAAGCAGCCCUCAGGGGUCCGAUAGCUCCUCCCCACCACAAGCUCCCCAGUCACCUGGAAAAGGAAGAGAAGGAGCCUAUAGGAAGUCCCUGGGCUCACAGCGUCCUCCACUGGCCAAUCCAGGGAGGACCAGAACCUCACUCUAACAGAGGUUCCAGGGACUACCGGUCUCGCUGCUCCUUUCUCCUCUCCUUCCCCUUCCCGCGUUCCUUCCCAACAUAGAAAAAUCGCACCCCCAUCCCCAUUCUCCAAACCCUGGACUACCCAGCUUCCCCUUUCUCUCCAGUAAAUCUUACAGGGCUGCUGGGCACAGCUGUAUAGGCUGUGCACCGCACAAGGGCACCUCGUCCAAGGAGACACCACUUGCAUCCUAGACUUGUAUAUUUAUUACAGCAAUUUUCUGAAUCUCGAGGAAGGGGUGCCAUUUCCCUAUUCGCACAAAGGUACCACAGGGGCUAACAACGGGCCUGCCAUCUUAGACCCCAUCGGAGGGACCCUACCCUGCCCUCUUCGGGGGUUCUCCUAGGACCAGCGAGGGGGCAACCUACUGGUUUUACUUGGGAGAGCCAAUGCAACUCCUUUCCUGCCGGCUACCCUCCCAAGGCCUGCCCCGUACCAUCGAGCACGGGAAGGCAGGCAGGGGUCCCCCCACUGAGUCCCCAGAGCCCAACCUCCCCCAGCCCUGGCCCCUCUGGCAUUCCGGAAGCGGUACUGUAUCUCUCUCCAAGGCCUGUUCAAGCACUAAGUGCAUUUACAAAUCUCUGAGAAUGUUUUUUUUUUAUACUAAAAUUGACCAUUAUAUUCUACUGUGAGAAGUGCGGGUCUGCACUAUAUUGUUUUAAAAAGGAAGAGAAAGAAAAAAAAGGAAAACACA